AUGACAAAAAUACAAAUAUUUUUUUUCAUUUUUUUCAUCUUUUUGAAAGUAAUAAAAUGUAAAAAGAGUAACAAACAAAUGUACUCCAGUUUUGUGAGUGUAUAUAAUAAUGAUAGUAUAUUUUCACCUCUGAAUCGAAAACAUAUAAUAAAUGUGUCGAGAAAUGACGAAGAAAAACGAUACUUAAAAUACAGUAAUAAUAAUAACAUAAACAAAGACAAAGAUUUUGGAAAUUUGAAUUGGCAAAAUGUAGGAUGGAAAAAAAAUCAUAAUAGAAAAAAAAAAAUAUGUAUGCAAAAUGAAAAAUAUAAUGAUGAUAAAAACUUUACUAAUAAUUUUAAUGAUAAUAGUAGUAACAACAUAUUAAGCGAAAUAAAUAAAAAUAUCAAUAACGAAUAUAAACCAGACGUUGUAAAUUGUAAUAAUAUAGAUAUUACGAGUGAAGAUAAAGAAGUAAUUGCAAGUAAAUUCGAAAAUAAAAAAAAUGAGUUUAUACAAAAAGUCAAAUUCCCAAUAAUAGGAACACAACUAAAACCAUCAGGAGGUUUUGCAAAAGAAAUUUUAAAUAUAAUUAGAGAAAGCAACGAUUAUAUUAAUAUUGUUAAUGAAGAAAUUAUUCAAGAAAAACUUGAUAAAAAAGUCAAAGGUAAUGAUUUAUCAUUUUUUGACACAGAAAACACAUUAGAACAACAUGAAAUCAAAUAUUUACAAAAAGUAUAUGAUAAUAAUCAUGUUUUAAAUAUAUAUAAUUUUCUUUUAGUAUGGAAAGAAAAAAAAAAUGUCGACCUUUCUGUUUUUGUUUCAAAAAUUACAGAAAAUUCAAAUCUUCUUCCUGGUGAAAGAACUGUUAUUAAAUUUACAGAAAUUGAAAAAGUCCAAUUUUUAAAAAAAAUUAGAAAAAAUAAAAAUGUAUGUAUUGCUAUGAUUUUUGUUGACAAUAAAAACACAAGUAAUAAUAAUGAAACAUCUGUUAAUCAUAAUAUGUUCCCCAUUGGAAUUUUAUCACAUCCUUUAGACAUUUCUUUGUUAGAUAGAUGUGGGGAAAUAUCUGUUUUAAAUCUAUAUAGAUUUAAAAUUAACAAUUAUAAUGUUACAGAUACUGAUUUUAUUGUAAAUGCAGAACUUUUUGUCGAUAAUAAUAAAAGGCUUAAAAAUUAUGACUUAACACAUGAAAAUAAAAAAGUUAUUAUGAAUUUAUAUGAUAAAUUAUUAGAACUUAAAAUUAAAUAUAAUGAAAAAAUUGGAAAAAGUCAAGAAAAUGAAAAACUUAAACAUUUAGAAAAAAUAACUGAACGGAUUGAUGAAUAUGUCAAUGUUCUAAAUAUAAAUAAAUCAAUUCACUUUAAAAAUAAUACAAACCUAGAUUUCUAUACUUCUCUAUAUUUAGAAUAUUUAUCUUUUAUGGCAUUGGACAUAAAUGCAAAUAUACAAACAAAACUUCAAAUGAUGUAUACAGAUAAUACUGAGUUGCGCUUACACACUGUCAAGACAUAUUUAAUGCAACUAUAUGAUGAUUUAAAGGAAAAAUUAAAAGGGUUAUAG
Molecule: messenger RNA, 1542 nt
Organism: Plasmodium berghei ANKA
Lineage: Eukaryota; Apicomplexa; Aconoidasida; Haemosporida; Plasmodiidae
Product: conserved protein, unknown function
Exons: 1
Coding region: 1-1542 (513 amino acids)
Source: RefSeq, a predicted model, not a curated record